Messenger RNA from Trachymyrmex septentrionalis, 1725 nucleotides. RefSeq names its product histidine-rich glycoprotein-like. The record is from RefSeq and is a predicted model, not a curated record. Lineage: Eukaryota; Metazoa; Arthropoda; Insecta; Hymenoptera; Formicidae. The transcript is spliced from 2 exons. The coding region runs from base 25 to 1629 and encodes 534 amino acids.
UGCAUCCACCGAGAUAACGCCGACAUGGUUACGUGGGCGUGGUUUCCGGUCAUUGGUCUGUUGCUGGCAGCAGCGACUGGCCAGGAACCUAAAACACGAGAUGAGAUUCGACCACAGGUGUCGGCGACCAAACAAGAACUGGUUGGCUCCAUCAAGCUGCUGGGACAAUUGCAGCCACCUCGACCGUUCGUGCCCAAGAAUCUACCGGGCAUUAUCGCGCCAAUCGAAAGAAAUCAGAAGAAACGACAGCUGGCCGAUCUCGGGCUAACCUUUCCAGAGCCAUUGUUACCACUAAAUGGUCAAACUCCACUUCCACUUCUCGAGACAACUUUUGGCGCGGGUUUCGAUGCCAGUAUCGUUUCAUCACGUCGAAUCACUCCGCAACCAAAGCAGAUUAUCACGCGGAUAACCGAGACAUCACCGUCGCUUGGUCAUGUCACAAUCGUGACCCCACCGAUUCCUAGAUUACGACGUAGAAUUCAUGAUUUCGACAGGUCAUUCCAUCAUAAAUCCCAUUCCUUCCACCAUAAACACGGACAUCAUCACGGACAUCAUCAUGAUCAUCAUUCGCAUCAUGACCACCAUGAUAAGCACGGCCAUCAUCACGAACACAAGCAUCAUCAUGGUCAUGAACAUAAGCACGAGCAUGGUCAUCAUGAAGAACAUAAACAUCACGAAGAUCACAAACAUCAUCAAGAUCAUCAUCAUCACCAUGAUCAUCAUCAUGAUCACGGACAUAAACACCAUUCUGAUCAUAAGCAUCAUCAUGGCCAUGAACAUAAGCAUGGACAUCACCACAAACACGGUCAUAAGCAUGGUCAUGAGCAUAAACAUCAUGAAGAGCAUAAGCAUCAUCACGGACAUCAUCACCAUUCAAAGCAUGAACACCACGAAGAACAUAAACACCAUUCUGAGCAUCACCAUCAUCAUAAGCAUCAUCAUCAUAACGAGCACCAUCAUCACCAUGACCAUCAUCAUGUUAACGAGCAUCAUCAUCAUCACAGUCAUAAGGAAACUGAGAAACAUCAUCAUCAUCAUGGACACGAUCACAAAGCGCAUCAUAAGCACGAGCAUAAGGAGGAACAUAAGCAUCACCACGGACAUGAGCACAAGCACGGCCAUCACGAAGAACAUCAUCACGCUCAUCAUGAGGAUCAUCACCACAAACACGGACAUGACCAUAAACAUGGACAUCACGAGGAUCACAAGCAUCAUCAUCACGAAGACCAUCAUCACAAACAUGGCCACGACCAUAAACAUCAUCAUGAUCAUCAUGAGAAUCAUCAUCACGAUGAGGAUCAUAAGCAUCACGAGGGACACGAGCACAAACAUCAUCACAAGCAUCACGAAGAUCAUAAGCAUCACGAAGAUCACCAUCAUAAGCAUGGACAUGAUCAUCAUCAUAAGCAUCAUGAGGAUCAUCACCACCAUGUGGUCGAAAAUCACGAUCACGAGCAUUACAAAAGUUCCGGCCAUCAUUUCGAAUCCCCGCCUGUUCAUGAAGAAUUCAUACUCUCAGAAGAAAGCGCAGCGAUUUCAGUGACACCGCCUUUAAAAGACGUUCUAAAGAUCGCAAAAUCACCGAAAGUGAGAGAAUCCGUAGAGCACACGGAGAUUGCGCAAGUUUAACAUAUAUGAAUUAUAACAUAAUACGACAGGGUUGCUUAGAAGCAAAAUGUAUAAAAUCAAUUACUUAGAAACAAUAUAUAUCAACAAAAAUUAAAA